AUGCCUCAGGCGUGUGCUGCGUUUGGCUGUUUGAACAGAAGAAACGUUAAAAACAGGCAACGCGGGAUAACUUUUCACAAGUUUCCCAAAAAUCCUGGACUAAGGAACGCUUGGGCCAUAGCUCUUGGGCCAGCAGUUAGACGGAAGGAUUAUGAGCCUACAGAUGCUACAUUUCUCUGCAGCUGUCAUUUCAAUGCAGAUGAUUUUGACAGAACUGGGCAAACUGUGUAUGUGAAGGAAUGUGUGAUCCCUUCAGUUUUUGCAUCCUUUCCUGACGAUCUGAAAAAAUUACCCAAUAAAGCCAGAUCAACUAGGACAUCAACACAAGCUGGUGAGUCAAGUGAUGAUCCUGUGUCUGAAUCUCCUGACCCGCAGAACUCCUCAACCUCAGUAAGUGAUCAUCAUUAUGCCCUUGACCCUGACCAAGUUAAAUAUAAGUUAGCUGAGGCUGAAGUGAGAGUCGAGGAGCUGCAGAGGCAGUUGAGAAACGCCGAGGAUCGUGAAAGGAGACAGAAACAAAAUGUAUUGCUGGCUAAUGACUGUGACACGGCCUCCUCUCCAUUUGAGGACGUGGUCUGUAGUGUCAUCCUGGACCACAGUUACCUGCCAACUCACUUCGGAGUGAAAGAGGUUAAAGAGCUGAAGACUUCAAUCAACAAGCGAAACAAGGAGAUUGACGAGAGGUUUGAACUACUGGAACAAAGGAUUGACGACUUGGAGCAGUACUCCCGUGCUGAUGACCUUAUCAUCAGUGGGUUGGCUACUAAACAUCGCAGCUAUGCCAGGGCUGCAGCCACAACUACUGAUCAUUUUGGGGAGGACUUCGCACCAUUUGAGGAGCUGCGCACUCUAGAGCAAUAA
Messenger RNA from Lampris incognitus (smalleye Pacific opah), 861 nucleotides. RefSeq names its product THAP domain-containing protein 2-like. The transcript is spliced from 7 exons. Bases 1 to 861 code for a protein of 286 amino acids. Lineage: Eukaryota; Metazoa; Chordata; Actinopteri; Lampriformes; Lampridae. The record is from RefSeq and is a predicted model, not a curated record.